AUGCCUGUGGACUUGACAAAGCUUCCAACAGAGUGGUAUGGAAUCCCACUAUGGAAAUCUUCUCCAGAAACAAAAGCUCCAGAACCUAGGUUCUUGGUUCCACCAGGUCUAGAACAUUUGAGCAAGCUACAGCACAUCAUUAUUCACCAAGAGGUGGAACUUUUGGGAGCUAUUCUUGGAACUGAGAAGAGCAAUAAGUAUGAAAUAAAAGAUAACUUUGGACAAAGACUUUAUUUUGCAAGAGAGGAAAACGUCUACCUCAAUAAAAACUUGUGUGGACCAUUGCGACCUUUCACCAUGCACAUUGCUAAUAACACAGGCCGGGAAGUAAUCACAGUUAUUAGGCCCUUGAGGUGCAUUACUUGCUGUUUUCCCUGCUACUUGCAAGAGCUCGAAGUACAAGCUCCUCCUGGGACAACUGUUGGCUUUAUUAUCCAGAAAUGGGAUCCUCUUCUGCCAAAGUUCACAAUUCAGAAUGAGAGUAAGGAAGAUUUAUUGAAGAUUGUUGGUCCAUAUCUAACAUUUCGCUGUUUAGGUGAUGUCAAUUUUGAGGUGAAAACAUUAAAUGAAAAAUCAAUCAUUGGGAGGAUUUCCAAAUACUGGUCUGGAUUUGUAAAUGACGUGUUCACUAAUGCUGAUAACUUUGGAAUAGAAUUUCCAGCAGACCUUGAUGUGAAGCUGAAAGCUGCUUUGAUUGGCACCUGCUUUCUUAUUGACUUGAUGUACUUUGAGCAAUCUUCCGAUAGCAUAUGAAGAUUUUAAAAGGAACUGCUUAUUGUGCUAAAGAAACAGAACUGAUGAAAGAAUUAUAGAAAAAAGAAAACAUGCAGGA
This is a messenger RNA of Bufo bufo (common toad), 832 nucleotides long. RefSeq names its product phospholipid scramblase family member 5 (gene PLSCR5). Gene Ontology annotation, cellular component: plasma membrane. Bases 1 to 753 code for a protein of 250 amino acids. Gene Ontology annotation, biological process: plasma membrane phospholipid scrambling. The record is from RefSeq and is a predicted model, not a curated record. NCBI's taxonomy places the organism in Eukaryota, Metazoa, Chordata, Amphibia, Anura, Bufonidae. Gene Ontology annotation, molecular function: phospholipid scramblase activity. The transcript has 7 exons.